GAACAGACCCAGAUUGACUCAGACCCAGACUAGACAACCAGACACCCAGACUCCCUCCAACGCAAGCCACGAAAAUCAAAGCGGAGACAGACACGCGCCGCCCGAAAACGCCAAACUCAACGCCAAAGACUCCAUCAUCCGAGUGUUAUUGACACCUGGUGAUAUUUCAGUUCAAUCGAAUAAUGGCCUCCCAUAUUCAUUCCACUCCAUGACUCUUGUCGUCGCCCUAUAAUCACAUCCUCUUUGUCUGUUGCAACCAUGACAACCAUGGCCCCAUCAGAUCAAAAAUCCAAAAAGAAGAAAAAGUCCAAGAAGAAAGCCAAUGCGCAGGCCACCACCUCGGGCACAAAUACUGAACCUUCAACCCCUAUCGAGCCUCAAACCCCGAAUACCUUGGAUCCUACCGGUGCAGCUGCAAGUGAUGUCUCGGACGAGGAGGAUCUAGAGCAAUCAGCCCCCGCUACAACAAAUCCUCCCACAUCAAACCUUUCAAAUGGACUCACUGCCGAUGACAAGGAAAGUGACGAUUCAGCUACGAGAUUCGAUGCUCUAGUCAAAGACCGCGAUGCCCUACGUCUCGAAGUCACCCAACUCCGUCAGUCUCUCGAACAACUGCAAUCAAAACACCCUGCCUCCUCCGAUCAAGACUCGAAUGCCGCCCUUGACGACUUGACCAAAGAACACAAUGACCUGAAAGCCGAAACAACUCAACUCAAACAGUCACUGCAAGACCUACAAUCUAAGCACGCCGAGGAACUUGAAUCCGUUCAAAAUGAAUUGGCCGAGUCUCAAGAAGCCAGAGAAAAUGCCGAAGAGCAAUACCAGUCGCUGCUCGGCAAGGUCAACACCAUCCGUUCUCAACUAGGCGAACGACUCAAAGCCGAUGCAGAAGAACUCACUCAAGCAAGGACGCGGAUCGACGAACUUGAAGAGCAAAAGUCCCAAUUACAGGAGCAAUACACAGCUCGAUCCGCAGAACUCGAAGAACUAGCAGCCAGGAAUAAAGAUGCAGAUACCAGAGCUGCAGAACAGUCCAAAGAGCUGUCCAGUCUCCGCGAAAGACUGACUCUGUCACAACAAAACUGGCACAAAGAGAAAAAUGAACUCGUCGAUCAGGAAGCAUACCUUCGUGAAGAAUUUGAAGAUGCCAAACAAGCCAUGCACGACUGGGAAGUUCUAGCUAUGGAAGAACGAACCAUCCGUCGAGACUUGGCCGACCGCAAUGCCGAUCUCGAGGAACAAGUCGCUUCGUUGAAGGAAGCAUAUGAAAAAGCGGCUGCCGAAAGAGAAACUCAAUCGAGUACAGUCGAUGGUCUUCAAAAAGCUCUGCACGAGAUUCAAAACGUUCGCAAACAAGAACUCAAAGAACUUGUCGAGACAAACCAAUCGGAACAAGAUUCGCUUCGGAAACAAUUACAACAAAUCCAAUCCAAGUAUGAUGCUCUGGUCACUGAACUGGAUCAGACGAAGAAGGAUCUUGAAAGAGCUAUUCCCUUUGAGAAAGAAGUCAAGGAGAAGAACCUCCUCAUUGGAAAGCUACGACAUGAAGCUGUCAUUUUGAACGACCAUCUCACCAAAGCAUUGCGAUUCCUCAAGAAGGGCAAGCCAGAGGACAAUGUCGACAGACAAAUCGUAACCAACCACCUCCUCCACUUCCUCGCCCUAGAUCGCUCCGACCCAAAGAAGUUCCAAAUCCUCCAAUUAAUCGCCGCGCUACUAGGCUGGACCGAGGAACAAAAAGAACAGGCCGGCCUAUCUCGACCAGGCGGUGGCUUAUCGACGACAGGCUCUCACUCUGGAUCUCUCCGUCUACCAACGUCACUCGUCCAUCGCACACCCAGCACACCAACGCUCUACUCUGCUGGAACACCGACCAGUGGCGCCGAUUUCUUCACCCACACGCCUGAUAGCGCCACUACGAAGGAAAGUCUGGCUGAAUUGUGGCAGAACUUUCUCGAGCAUGAGGCUGCCACUGGCGCGGCUGGAUCUUCACAUCCAACUCCGAAAUCUCGGACCGCGAGUCAGAGUCAUCAUGGUGCACUUACCUCGCCGACGAGACCUUGAUAGGAAAGGAUUGGAUUGAAGUGAGGUAGAUAGAUAGAUAUAAAUAUCAACUACAGUGAUUGACGUGAUGAGAUGUGAUGCGGAGUGAAGUGAAGUGGUGGACAAGCCAGAGGUGAAUAAAAC
This is a messenger RNA of Exophiala mesophila, 2187 nucleotides long. RefSeq lists its product as uncharacterized. Gene Ontology annotation, biological process: Golgi organization; endoplasmic reticulum to Golgi vesicle-mediated transport. Bases 259 to 2064 code for a protein of 601 amino acids. The record is from RefSeq and is a predicted model, not a curated record. NCBI's taxonomy places the organism in Eukaryota, Fungi, Ascomycota, Eurotiomycetes, Chaetothyriales, Herpotrichiellaceae. Gene Ontology annotation, cellular component: Golgi apparatus. The transcript has 3 exons. Gene Ontology annotation, molecular function: small GTPase binding.